AUGUCCCCGUUGCACGACUACCGACUUCUCUCCUUCGACGUCUAUGGAACUUUGAUAGACUAUGAAACCGGUAUACUAUCAGCUCUAGAGCCUUUCUUCGCUUCCAAUAAUCGCACAGAUAUUCCCCGUCUUAAGGUGCUAGAGGCAUACCAUGAGUGCGAAGUCAAGCAGCAACAGGAAACCCCUGAUAUGCCGUAUUCUCAGCUCCUCUCUGCUAUACACCACCAACUCGCCACUAAGCUAGGCUUAGCACCACCAACAGCCGAAGAGUCACGAGCUUUCAGCAAUUCGGACAUCGGCUCGUAUAAGCCAAAUCCUCAGAAUUUUGAGUAUAUGCUCAAAGAAGUCAAGGAAAAGUUCGGGGUCAACAAGGACCAGGUCAUACAGACAGCACAGAGCCAAUUCCAUGAUCAUCACCCUGCACGAGUCAUGGGAAUAAAAUCGGCUUGGAUUGUGAGACCGGGUGUCAUCAUGGGUAAUAGGGAGAAGGAAAUCUAUGACUGGAAGUUCAACACAUUAGGAGAUAUGGCUGAUGCACUUGAAGCCGAGUUGGGUGCAUCAUAA
Daldinia vernicosa is the source of this 564-nucleotide messenger RNA. RefSeq names its product HAD-like protein. Lineage: Eukaryota; Fungi; Ascomycota; Sordariomycetes; Xylariales; Hypoxylaceae. Bases 1 to 564 code for a protein of 187 amino acids. The record is from RefSeq and is a predicted model, not a curated record. The transcript has 3 exons.